Fragaria vesca subsp. vesca is the source of this 4229-nucleotide messenger RNA. Its product is annotated as calcium-transporting ATPase 10, plasma membrane-type-like. The transcript is spliced from 30 exons. Gene Ontology annotation, molecular function: P-type calcium transporter activity; ATP hydrolysis activity; ATP binding. The record is from RefSeq and is a predicted model, not a curated record. The coding region runs from base 1485 to 3896 and encodes 803 amino acids. Gene Ontology annotation, cellular component: intracellular membrane-bounded organelle; membrane. Lineage: Eukaryota; Viridiplantae; Streptophyta; Magnoliopsida; Rosales; Rosaceae.
AAGGAGAAGACUUAACUAUGGAGCUGUAGGUCCCAAGACACCUAAUUCUUGAGUUGCAGCAUCUUUUCUCGAUCUGUGGCUUGAAAACUGAAACCUCUUCAGCUCUCCAAGGUUGAUCUGGGAACACUGAAAACUUCAAGUUCAAACCCCAGUUCUUUUCUGUUUGUCCUGAGACAACUAGCUUUCAUGGAUGGAGCUGUGUCAUGGAAACUACUUAAGGAUAUGCACGCCCUCAGUUAACUUCAUGUUCAACUUGGACGGCAAGAGCUCGUCGGCUAGUAUGGCCAUAUAUCUAUCCGGUCCUCCUGUCGAUGAUCAUAUUUACAGAAGUUGGGCUCGGUUUAGGGAUUUGGGGUUUAAUACUCGGAAAAGUUGAUUUGAAUGCCGAGUACGUAAUUGGAACUAGUGGCGAGAAGUGACAGUUAUCUGAUGUAUGUCCACUGGAGAUCAUCUAAUCGUAUUGUACGUAGCUGCCAACCACGUAAACUCAUAAUGUGGGUCUUUAGCUGGAAACUAAAUCCGACAGUUGAAGUCAGAGACAUUCUUCAUAGGGUACGUAAUGACCUCAAUUGGUAAUGAGGAAGUACAAUGGAAAGCAUCGGUACUAUGGAGACCACAACAGAUUCAAGUCAUUCAACUACUGAAGAGAUCCAAGAGGUACAGCUGAAUUAUCUAUCUCAAAGAACCAUUGUCGGUACCUUUAGAUGAGAAGUACGUAGCAGCUCCCUAGCUAAGAGGCACUCAAGGAGCUAGGACUCCAACAAAGCGCAAAACGCUUUUAACAUAGUCCCAGAGAUUGCAUGCAGCCUGCUAGAUCGAUGUAGAUCGAUCUAUAAUGAAGUUGUAUCCAAGAGGUCGUUGAAGUUCUACUAUAAGGUGCCUCAACAAUGAACCCAAGACGUUUAUGAAGUUAAUUAUAUGGAAUCUAGAGGUCACUAAAAUUGGACCUAAGAGGUCUCAUGCAUAACACUCACUCAAGAACAAGUUCCACCCCAGAAAUGCCUAAAGAGCCUUGGACGCAGGAGUCUCUGAAGUUCCAACGUGCCGGAAGUGCCUGAAAAGCUUGGACUCAAGGGGUGCAAAGGCUGCAUCCGAGAGUCCAAAUUUGCACCCAUGAGGUCAGCAAAAUGAACCUACAGAAGUGAGAACCAAAGAUCCUUUGAGUUGGAUCGAUCCAAGAGGUCAAGCUCUAUGAAAGCUGGGUGCAAGAAGAUCAAAUAAGCUGAAUAGGCAAACUUUAGAUGAACAACAAUUGACCGAAGUACCAAACUUUGUUGUGGUAUUUCUUCUUUAAGACAUUGGCCUCAAGGCAUGAGAAGAUUGGUUAGGCGCGCUCUUGAAGUCCCGGAGAGGAUCUCGAUCAACUUCACUUGGAAGAGGUAUCUAUUUCUCCAUACUCCAAGGGGUGCUACUAUUCAAAAGGAAAUUUACUCCUCAAUUCCUCAAAGCAUAAGAAAUGUGUCUACGUACUUCUCUCGAUCUUCAUGACAAGGCACUUUUCUUGCAACUUGUGGGAAAGAUCAUUGACAAACUUUCUAGAUCUGCCUCGCUUCAUACAGAAAAGCUGCUCACCAAGGAUGAGCCACUCAAGUGGGUUGCCUUAUAAAACAAGCAAUGAUGAUUUGGAGAUCGGUCUGAAGGAGGUUACUCCUGUUGAGCGCAUAAGCCGUUGGGUGCAAGUGAAACUGUAUCUGAAAGCAUUGUAUCGAUUCCGCCACACACUAGUUCUGAAAAAGGCAGAAGAAAAGAAGAAGGCAGCAGGCGCAGCACGGAAACUUAGAGCAUAUACCCAAGCCCUACGAGCUGCGGCUGUGUUCAAAGAAAAAGUUGCAGAUCCAGUGAGAGGGACUGGUGAUUAUUUUCCAAUUGAACAAGUUGACCUUGCUCGUAUGAUGAUGAAUAGUGAUUUUGAUGCCCUGCAGCAAUAUGGAGGGAAGGAAGGCUUGGCAGAUUUACUGAAAACAGAUUUAGACAAGGGAAUUGGUCAGGAUGAUUUAAUCAAGCGGAGAGAUAAAUUUGGUGCAAACAGAUAUCCUCCAAAAUCAGCAAUGAGCCACUGGACAUGUCUUUGGGAAGCUCUGUACGAUUUUACUAGGAUCCUUUUGGUGAUAGCUUUUGCGGGUUCUGUUGUGAUGGGUGUUCUGGAAGAGGUUAUUAGAGCUGGUCGACAAGUUGAGGUUUCUAUUUGUGAUAUUGUUGUUGGUGAUGUUGUACCCCUUAAUAUUGGCGAUGAGGUCCCUGCUGAUGGUAUUUUUAUCCAUGGUCACUCACUUGCAAUUGAUAAGUUCAGAGUCACUGGAGAGAGCAAGAUAUUCCCUAAGGAUUCAAGGAAACCAUUUCUAAGGUCUGGCUGGAAAGUAGCACAUGGUAGUGCUACUAUGCUGGUAAUUGUAGUAGGGAAAUCUACUGAAUCAGGAAUUCUCAGGGCUAGUACUGACUCAAAAAACACCGAGAAUAAAACCCACUUGCAGGUGCUUUUAAAGGUGGUUGCUACCUUCAUGGGUGCUGCUGGAUUCAUGGUUGCUGCCAUUGUUGCAAAUGUUGUUUUGUUUAGAGACUUCUUUAAUGGUGAGAAUUCAAAUGGAAGUCCUAAACCUGGAAGCACACUUGAAGAAGUCAUUCGAAUUAGUAUCAUUGCAGUCGCCAUUUUUGUCGUUGCAUUACCUCAAGUGCUUCCUUUAGCUUUCAACAUAAGCCGGCUCAGCUCAAUGAUAAAGAUGAAGGCAGACAAUGCCUUGGUGCGGAGGCCAGCUGUAUGUGAAACCAUGGCCUUAUGCAAUGAUGUAGUCUGUGACAAGACUGUAAUAACUUUGAACCAGGACAAUUGUCAACCGGAGAUCAAGGAAUCAGUGGUAGUAUUGCAAAGAGCUGGCAUUAAGGUACGCCUUGUUACGCAUGACAAUCUUCAAACUGCAAAAGCAAUUGCUAUGGAAUGUGGGAUACUUGCUUCUGAUGGGUCAGAUGCUAGUGAGAUAAACUUUAUUGAAGGGGAAGUGUUCCGACAACUUUCUGAUAGUCAGAGAGAACAAUUAGCAGAAAAGAUUUUGGUAAUGGCACGGUCUUCCCCCAAUGACAAACUUUUGCUUGUGCGAGCACUGCGCAAAAGAGAAAAGAUUGUUGCUGUCACUGGAUAUGUCAGUAAUGAUGCUCAUGCACUACAUGAGGCCGACAUUGGUAUUGCUAUGAGUGUCCAAGGGACUGAAGUGGUUAAAGAGAGUUCAGACAUCAUAAUCUUGGAUGACAAUUUCACUACUAUAGCCAAGAGUUUCAAAUGGGGACGAUCUAUGCAUGAAAGGGUUCUGAGAGUUAUGCAGCAGCAACUUACAGCCAAUAUUGUAGCAGCAACAGUAAACUGCUUGGCGGCAGUUUACUAUCGUCAGAUUCCGCUCAAUGCUGUGCAGUUUGUGUGGGUGAAUGUUGUCAUAUUUUGCCUUGGACCACUAGUAUUGGCUAAUGAAUCUCCGGCUGAUCACCUGAUGAACGUACCCCCUAUUGACCAAGGACAACCUCUUCGAAAAUAUAUUCGGUGGAAGAGACUGUUGAUACAGGGAGGGAGUUUACUGAAAAAUUAUACUAGAGACCAUGCCACCAAAGUGAAGAAUACAAUGAUAUUUAACACAUUUGUUGUUUGUCAGAUUUCCAUUGAAUUUGGUGUUCGAAAGACUGGUAUAGUGGAUCAUCCUUUGAAAUGGAUUACUGCUAACUCCGUGUUUCUGGGAAUAGUGGGAAUAAUUCUUGUGAUUCAGUUUAUCAUCAUUGAGUUUCUUGGGAAGGUGUUUUUCAUAGUCAGGCUUAACCGGAAAGAGUGGCAGUUUUCCCUUACUGUUGGUAUUGUCGAGUUGUUGUUUGCACUGCUUAUAUUCCUGAAGUACAUGACGCAAAGGAAUCAUCAUUAAGAUUCAACAUUGGUGAUGUUUAUGGUUUAAAAGGAUCCAUACAUGAUGAAUUUCUUGUGCAGAGGAAUUGCAGCAAGUGAACUUGAAAGUUGUCUUGUUUGGUGUAUAUAAGAAAUACACUAUGCAGUUGAUUUUUUUUUACAAUGCUGCCGUUUAUGCAAGUAUGACUGCUAAGAAACUCUACUGCAUAACCACCGAUUGGCUGAUGUUCGAUAGGUAGAUUAGAGCUGCAAUGGAACUUUUGGGACUUUUUCUUUCAUUCCUAGUUUAGCCUUUCCUAUUCUUGGGGUUUUUAUUUUUUUAUUUUUAUAUCAGCAAUGACAGUAUUUGGGC